Molecule: messenger RNA, 2848 nt
Organism: Hemibagrus wyckioides
Lineage: Eukaryota; Metazoa; Chordata; Actinopteri; Siluriformes; Bagridae
Gene: epc2
Product: enhancer of polycomb homolog 2 (Drosophila)
Exons: 14
Coding region: 259-2481 (740 amino acids)
Biological process (GO): regulation of transcription by RNA polymerase II
Cellular component (GO): piccolo histone acetyltransferase complex
Source: RefSeq, a predicted model, not a curated record
GUGCGAGCCCCUGUCUCUGGGUUAAUGUCCGCCAUGUUUGCGGCGGCUCCGAGAGCGGAGCGGCGGAGAAAAGCGGAUUUGGUGUCGCUGUAAACGCGCCAGAAAUGGGUUUCGCAGCCGCGUGUCGGUCGAGACGAAGUCGAUGAACGCGACCGAUCAGAGAAAAGUCGCCUCGGCGCUGAAUCUGUACGAAUAUUCGGUUUAGUUCAGACUUGGUUCCGUGUUCACUGGUGUGUUUUUUUUUCUUCACCGAAAACAAUGAGUAAACUCUCGUUCCGAGCGCGAGCGCUAGACGCCGCCAAACCUCUUCCCGUGUACUCUAACGGAGACAUCCCGGACUUAAAUGACUGCGUGUCCAUCAGCCGAGCGGUCCCGCAAAUGCCGACCGGGAUGGAGAAAGAAGAGGAAUCGGAGCACCAUCUCCAGAGGGCCAUCUGUGCCCAGCAGGUGUUCAGGGAGAAGAAGGACAGCAUGGUCAUCCCAGUGCCCGAGGCUCAAGGCAACAUCAACUAUUACGACCGGCUGUACAAAGGAGACUUCCGUCAGCCCAAGCAGCUCAUCCACAUCCAGCCGUUCGGACUGGACAGCGAACAGCCAGACUACGACAUGGACUCGGAGGAUGAGACUCUGCUCAAUCGACUCAACCGCAAGAUGGAGCUCAAACCGCUGCAGUUCGAGAUCAUGGUGGACCGGCUGGAGAAAGCUAGCGCUAACCAGCUGGUGACUCUGCAGGAGGCCAAGCUGCUGCUGAACGAAGACGACUACCUGCUCAAGUCCGUGUACGACUACUGGGUGAGGAAAAGGAAGAACUGCCGUGGGCCUUCGCUCAUCCCGCAGAUCAGGCAGGAAAAGCGCGACGGCUCCACCAACAACGACGCCUACGUGGCCUUCCGCAGGCGCACGGAGAAGAUGCAGACGAGGAAGAACCGUAAAAACGAUGAGGCGUCCUACGAAAAGAUGCUGAAGCUGAGACGGGAGUUCAGCCGAGCCAUCACCAUCCUAGAAAUGGUUAAGAAGAGGGAAAAGAGCAAGAGAGAGCUGCUGCACCUCACACUGGAGGUGGUAGAGAAGAGGUACCAAAUGAGCGAUUUCUCUGGAGACGUUUUAAAUGAGGUCUCAGCACCACUGGCAGAAAAAACAGUCUACCCAGCUCCAAUAUGUCUACCCAACGGGAACAGGCAUAAAGCCGAAAACAAAAUUAAGACCCACAAAACCGUGCCGAAGCACCACCCGCACCACUUUCCAGUCAAGAUUGAACCUCAGUUCGACAUCGUCCGGGGGCAUAAAAAAUACACACGCAGACCCAAGCUGGAGCCGCUACGCCAGCACCCCAUCAUCAAGGCCGACAUCAAGCAGUACGACUUUCACAGCUCCGGCGAGGAGGAAAACCCUCUGUCUCCGUCAUCUGAGCCAGACGAGGAGAAUGACCCGGAUGGAGGCUUUGUUUUUAGACGUAGAGCUGGAUGCCAUUACCUCGCUCCCCUCACGGAUAAAAGCUGCACUCCUGUACCACAUCUGGACGGCAUCGAUGCGCUGUGUCAGAGAAACUCCCUCACAGCUCUGUCGGUGCCACGCCGCUGUGUAGGAGUGACGCGCAGACGCCUAGGCCGUGGCGGCAGAGUACUGCUCGACCGAACCUCAUCAGAUCUGGACCGAGUCCUCAGGCACUUGGACCCUGACACGGUCAGCACCUCUGACUCCUUCCCCGUGCUGACGGACGCACAGACAAACACACACGUCCCCGUAUCAGCCAGGGCAAAGCCUCAGCGCUCUUUGGCUCAGCUCCUUCAUGAUAUCCAGGCCUGCAGGUGGAGGUACUUCCGCCCACGACCCCUUAACCAAAACGGAAAGGAUGAGAGUCGACCUGAUACUCUUCAGGACAACAGGAAAGGAGGAAGAGGAAUGACAGUCACCAAUAAUUUGAGAAACGGCGGUUUAGGUGGGAUCACAGAGGAGCAGUUUCAGUCUCACCAGCAGCAGCUGGCUCAGAUGCUCCAGCAGCAAGGCCUGCAGCAGAACCUACCUGUGUCUGAACAUUCCCACGCACACGUGUCUAAAUCGGCCUCCUCGGGCUGCCUGUCCAAGACAUUAGACUCAGCCAGCGCUCACUUCGCUGCCUCUGCUGUGGUCAGUGGCUCAAACAAGGAUCUCAAACCCCACAGCACCGGAGUCAAUGGCAUCCUUACAAAUUCAGGAAACUCCAGACAGACUAAAUUCAGCUGUUCAUCUCCACUCGGAGUGGGCAGCGUCUCCUCAGGCUCAUCGUCCUCCUCCCGCCCCCCUGCUGUGCCCCAGUCUGUGCCCCAUGUGAGUGUGGUGUCUCCCGCACGACCCUGUGCCCCCUCAUCACCCACGUUAAAGCUCGCCAGCGUGGCCAGCAGCAGUCUGCCCAAAGUCACACUCGGCAGGGAUAAACACGAGCCGGAGAGGCUGGCUCUGAACGGAUUAGCAGACACCACUGUGGCCAUGGAGGUGACAUAGCCUUCCCCUGACAGGGCACUGACCAGACGCUGGAACCUGUACGUGGACCUACACCGCACAGUAGCAUAUCAAACAUUUGUGAAUAUUCUAUGUGUACAUUUUUGUAAAAUUGGGAACUAUCACUACCUUGUAAAAUAGUCUAUUUGUAUCAUUAGGUGUCAUUUGUUACUUGAAUUAUAGAUCGUGUCAUCACGCUUUUGCACUUCUAGCCGAUGGCAAAAAAAAAAAAGUGCAUCAGUAAGUGCAGGGAUCAUGCAUGAGUCCAAAUCAUACAUUCUUGUUUUAACUAUUUAUUUUGCCAUGUUUACAUUUUUGUAUCUUGUACAAAUAAAUCAGAUUUUUGUCACAAAACAUGGAUACCAAGACA